AAAAAAAAAGGUUCCUUUUGUUCUUUUUUUUCCCCACUUUUAUCAAACUUUUACAAUUUAGGUUUGAUCGACUCACUGUUUUGUUUUCAAAUUCAACCCCAAAUUUAUUAUUAGUUUAUGCUGAGAGAUUCGAAGAGGGUUCUGUUCUGUGUAGAAAACUGAACUAAACAUACAAUUACAGCUCAGUCAUUGCUCUAUCUUUCGCUACUGAGAUUAGGGUUCUUCUUCUCUACUGUUGUUACUGCUUUAUCGAUUACUGUUGUUGUUGUAAUUUAUAUAAUGGAGGAGACUAUUCAAGCUCAAGAACAUGAUGAUUCGCCUCAACAUUAUCAUCAUCAGAAAGAAGAGUGUGAAGAAGAAGAAUCAUCUUUAGUGCAGCAACAAUCGAGAAGGCCGAGCCUCUCCUCUCUGCAAAUACCUACAAGGUCCAUGGAAAGCACAUUGUCCAAUUUCACAAGCAUUGAUACUCCUCAGGUGCCAAGUCCUAGUUCUACCAGAUCAGGACUUCCCCCUAGGCCGAGUUCAGUCAAGUUCAAAUCGUCCAUGAGAAAUCUACUUCCUCAGAGAAGCUUCAGGGGUAAAAACUUGUCUCAGGAUGGUGAGAAGACAGUUCUCAUCAUCCCAGAAACACCUCCAUCGGAUAGGCCCUCUACUUCAUUCUCAAGGACAUUUUCUCUCAACAAGGUCUUUUUCUCUUCAUCAACCAAAUCACCCCAUUCUUUACCAGUGACACCAGUUUCAAAUUCGUCUAUCAAGUCUGCAAAUGAAAGGAAUCUGGAUGACCAUUCUGAAUUCUCUAAACCAGAAAGUCAACAUCAUAUGAGGCGUUCAUUUUCAGUUCCAGUAAAUAUCAAAGCCAGAAGCUUGAGGCGGACGGAUUCUACUGGUGGUUUGAUCCGUGUAAUAUCAGUGACACCUCGUCCUGUAACAGUUGUUGGUGCCUCUCCAAGUGAAUCCAGAGAAACGGAAAUCGCCAGUGAUCGUGCUGGGGAAGAUAUUCCCGAAGAGGAAGCUGUUUGUAGAAUUUGUUUGGUUGAACUUGGUGAAGGUGGUGAAGUUCUAAAGAUGGAGUGCAGCUGCAAAGGAGAGCUUGCACUUGCUCACCAAGACGAUCUUUUUUGCCUUUUGUGA
Molecule: messenger RNA, 1131 nt
Organism: Camellia sinensis
Lineage: Eukaryota; Viridiplantae; Streptophyta; Magnoliopsida; Ericales; Theaceae
Source: RefSeq, a predicted model, not a curated record